CACACACACCCCAUGAGAAGCAGUGCUCUAUAGUCUACAUAUAUACACACAUAUAUGUAUACAUAUAGAGAGAGAAAAGGUUUGUCUGUCUAGGACUCUAGUGUCUAGUGCCUACAACUAAAACAAUUACUACUGUAUUAACACCCUUGUUAGUGUUUUGGGGGAAGAGAGAGAGAGAGAGAGAGAGAGAGAGAUGGAGGGUGGGAAGAGAGCAGAGGCAGGAUCAUCUUCUGGGGUUUUCUCAGGUAGUGGUGUUGGGGAUGGAAAACAAGUUCAAGGGAAACAAACAGAAAUGAGUGAGAGACCUGCAGAGGAGGAGGUUGGUGAUGAUAUUGAGACUGUUGAUCAUGGAGAUGAUGAUGAUGAUGGCGAUGAUGAUCAUGAAGAAGAAGGCGGGGCUGUUGGUAAUUUUGUUCCUAGCCCUCUUUUACCUCUCAAAGAUCAGCUUGAGAAAGACAAGGAUGAUGAGAGCUUAAGGAGGUGGAAAGAGAAGCUGCUCGGUUGUUUGGAAGGCGACUUAAAUGGGCAAAUGGAACCUGAAGUCUCAUUUCAUUCCAUUGGAAUCAUAUCCGAAGACCUUGGGGAAAUUAACACUCCCUUGCCUCUUGAUGUGAGCACGAGCAGCCGCGUCCUCUUUACUCUCAGGGAGGGAUCGCAGUAUCGAUUUAAGCUGACAUUCACUGUUCUGCACAACAUUGUGUCUGGUCUGACAUAUACGAACACAGUGUGGAAGGGAGGACUACAAGUUGAUCAAAGCAAAGGAAUGUUGGGUACUUUUGCUCCUCAGCGAGAACCAUAUGUACACACCUUGGAUGAGGAGACCACUCCAUCUGGCGUGCUUGCAAGAGGAAUUUACUCGGCAAAGCUUAAGUUUGAAGAUGAUGACAGAAGAUGUCAUAUGGAGCUCAAAUAUUCGUUCGAGAUCAGAAAAAGCAGCUAGCCAAGUCUUCAUUGAAAGAGUUUAUUCUUGUCUUUCGCCUUUUUUGGUUCUUUUAUUUUAUUUUUAUUUUUUGAACUACACAUACUUGUUUGUCAGUGUGAAACACAAGAGUUUUACUUCAGAGUUGUAUCUUGAUUCUUGAAACACACAUGAUUUCAUGAAGGGUUUAUGAGAGGGGAAAAGAUUGGAGACA
Messenger RNA from Cornus florida, 1133 nucleotides. Its product is annotated as rho GDP-dissociation inhibitor 1-like. The transcript is spliced from 5 exons. The record is from RefSeq and is a predicted model, not a curated record. Gene Ontology annotation, biological process: Rho protein signal transduction. Lineage: Eukaryota; Viridiplantae; Streptophyta; Magnoliopsida; Cornales; Cornaceae. Gene Ontology annotation, molecular function: Rho GDP-dissociation inhibitor activity; protein binding. Bases 194 to 940 code for a protein of 248 amino acids. Gene Ontology annotation, cellular component: cytoplasm; cytosol; membrane.